This is a messenger RNA of Sinocyclocheilus anshuiensis, 4280 nucleotides long. Its product is annotated as semaphorin-6D-like. The transcript is spliced from 22 exons. Gene Ontology annotation, cellular component: plasma membrane. NCBI's taxonomy places the organism in Eukaryota, Metazoa, Chordata, Actinopteri, Cypriniformes, Cyprinidae. The coding region runs from base 558 to 3767 and encodes 1069 amino acids. Gene Ontology annotation, molecular function: semaphorin receptor binding; chemorepellent activity. Gene Ontology annotation, biological process: semaphorin-plexin signaling pathway; neural crest cell migration; positive regulation of cell migration. The record is from RefSeq and is a predicted model, not a curated record.
GCUCACAAUGUAAUAGAGUUUUAGCGCAGUCUUGCUUUUUCAUAGGCGUGUGUCAACUGUGUGUGCCAAGGGGUGCUCCGCUCUUACCAAUGCGAUUAAUGAACACAACGAACCAAUUGAGGGAACACUAAACAAACACCCUGUUUUUCCGUUUCGUCUGUUUUCAUACGGACGAGCUGCGCGUCUGCAAGGAAUCAAGCCUAGCACAAAGGAGAACUAAAAAAGGAAGCAAAGGUCGGUUGUGGAAUGUCACAACUUUCUUAAGCGAUCCAGCACUUUACCCUCAGUUUAAUCACCUGACUGCAGUCCUGCUGUCUGAUUGGAUCAUCUUUUGAGGUGGAGGGCGAACCAACUGUAGGCUAAAGCUGUGAAAAUCCAGAAAGUGUAGGAUCUCGAGUGAGAAUCUCUUUGGUCUUGCCAUCGUGUUGCCAUCUACCCUCUUGAACACCAGUGAGAGACAAAGCUUUUCCACCACUGCUCCUCUCCUGAAAGGAUAACAGUGGUGUUCAGUCUACUCUGGGUCAUGCUGUGUGGCUGACUUUUAUGCUCUAGCUGAAAUGAGGUUGGUGAUUUUGGGGUUGCGGCCCCUCUUGGCCUUGACCCUCACGCUCACCCUCACCUGCCUAAAACAUCUGUGCCAUGGUGCAACGCCCUUCCCUCAGGACCUGGAGCCCAUCAGCACCGUCGGUAGUGAACGCACCUACCUGUAUCCCAGUUUCCAGGGGAACAUGUCAGAUAACGACACCGCCAGACUGGGGCUGGAUUUUCAGAGGAUGCUGCGGAUUAAUCACAUGGUCUACAUUGCUGCAAGAGAUCACGUUUUUGCCAUUAACCUCAGUGCUUCAGCGGAGCAUAUCUUCCCCCAACAGAAACUGACAUGGAAGACAAAGGAUGUGGAGAAAUGCACAGUCAGGGGGAAAAACAGCGAUGAAUGUUACAACUACAUCAAAGUGCUGGUGCCACGUAACGAUGAAACUCUCUUUGCAUGUGGAACCAAUGCGUUCAACCCAACAUGUCGCAACUACAAGAUGUCGUCUUUGGAGCAGGACGGAGAGGAGGUGGUCGGUCAAGCCCGUUGCCCUUUCGAAUCCCGCCAGUCCAACGUUGGCCUGUUUGCCGGCGGUGACUUUUAUUCAGCCACAAUGACAGAUUUUCUAGCAAGUGAUGCAGUGAUUUACCGAAGUUUAGGAGAAAGUAGUCCUGUCCUGCGUACCGUAAAAUACGACUCAAAAUGGCUUCGAGAGCCUCAUUUUCUUCAUGCCAUUGAGUACGGGAACUACAUCUACUUCUUCCUCAGUGAGAUUGCAGUAGAGUACACCACCCUUGGCAAGGUGGUGUUCUCUCGGGUCGCUCGUGUGUGUAAGAAUGAUAAUGGCGGCUCUCCAAGGGUUCUAGAGCGCUACUGGACGUCUUUCCUGAAAGCCCGGUUAAACUGUUCGGUUCCGGGCGAUUCAUUUUUCUACUUUGACGUUCUUCAGUCAUUAACCAAUGUCAUGCAGAUCAACCACAGGCCUGCGGUGUUAAGCGUCUUUACCACUCAAGCCAACAGCAUCACCGGUUCUGCCGUAUGUGCGUUCUACAUGGAUGACAUAGAGAAAGCGUUUAAUGGAAAGUUUAAGGAGCAGCGAAACAGCGAGUUGGCCUGGACGCCAGUUCCUGAUGAAAUGGUGCCCAAACCACGGCCGGGGUCCUGUGCUGGUGAUGGCCCUGCUGCUGGUUAUAAGUCCUCCACAGAUUUCCCUGAUGAAACUCUUACAUUCAUUAAGUCUUAUCCACUAAUGGAUGAGGCCAUACCGUCUGUCAACAACCGACCCUGCUUCACACGAACCACUAGCAGGUUCAAGCUGACCCAGAUCGCUGUGGACACAGCAGCUGGCCCAUAUAAGAACUACACGGUUCUGUUUCUGGGUUCAGAAAAUGGACGAGUUCUGAAGAUUCUCGCCAGCAUGCACCCAAACUCCACCUACAGCACGCAGGUUUUGGAGGACAUAGAUGUUUACAACCCCAACAUGUGUAAUGUACGUGGUGAGGACCGAAGGAUUUUGGGAUUGGAGUUGGACAAGGACCAUCAUGCCCUGUUUGUGGCGUUCUCAAGUUGCGUGAUCCGUGUUCCACUCAGUCGCUGUUCUAACUACGACGACUGCAAAAAGAGCUGUCUGUCCUCGCGAGACCCUUACUGCAUCUGGCUGAGUGUGGGGAACUGUGCCACAGUGGCACCGGGAUUCAAGUCUGGAUUUGAGCAGUAUGUGGAGAAUGGAUAUCCUCAGUACCCAGACAGCUGUCAUGAUGUCUUGGCCACGACUCGCAAGCAGAACCCUGCGGUGGACUCUGCAUACGGAAAGACCUCACCCACAAGCGCCAGCACAACCAAUCAGGGACCAGCUCUGCCUAAAGUCAAGGGUGCCUCUGAGACAGGUAUCCGCCCCGAGGAGGGGAGGCGGGGAGGGCAGGGUUCUCCUGACUUGAAGCCAGGCAGUGUGGAGAUGGAGGGAGUGCGCCAACCCCCUGAGGUAGAUAAGUCCAACCACAGUGUUCACUACACUCUGCUCAUUGCGUGUGUCCUGGUGGCGUUUGUCCUGGGAGCUUUCCUCUCCGGAUUCCUCGUUUCCUGUUACUGCAACCACAACGUGAACAAGACCAAAAGGCUGUCGAAAGAUCUAGAAGCACCAAUCCCGCAUGCUCUAUCCUUGCGCAGCCUGGCCAAGCUAAAUGGCUUGCUGGAGAGCCAAAACAAGGACGAGAAGCUGGAGGUAUCCUCCCCCAAACUCUAUAACUCUUUCUUUGCGAAUGGAAAAGAGCAGGCGCAUCGCAGGAAUGGCCAUCAUGCUGCCAUGACAGAACUCAUUCACCCACAUCAUCACCACUCCACAGAGCUCUCUGGCCUUCCGACGCCUGAUUCGACACCAGAGCUCCCGAUCAAGAGUAUGAAGGCCUUCAAGAACCAAUGGGAGAAGAAUCAAAACUGCAAUAACGCUAAAGAACCCAAGUCCCAUAACAUGGGAGCAUCUCGGCCGACCACUGGGAUGCAGCAUCAGAUUUUCCCCUUCUCCCAAGGACUGACCAGCGGACAAGUACUAGGUACCUCAGCACACAUGGAGGAACGCAAAGUCUACAAUGCGGAGCGUGUGGCAAGCCAGCCGUAUCACUGCUACCCGCACAAGAUUGUGGAUGUCACCUCGCUUGAUGAGCUUCUGCAACACAUUCACGAAAUUAAUGUGGCUACGGGCAAGAGUCCCACUGUCCUCACCUCGUCCAUGUCAGCCAACGCUGGUCAGAUGGCGUUUGCAAACCGCGUACAGCCGCAGAUCCCAGAAACGGAGUCUGCGCCGUACUAUAGUUCCUCCACUCUUCCUCGGGACAGUCUUACUCGCCGCAUGGAUGUCCCACCAGAGAUUCCUCAUCAUCAUCAAUCCACUGUGGAGAGAGUGUCCCGUCACCAGUUUCAACGCCACUCUUUGAUUACCACUCCCAAGAUGCCCAGUGGGGGCGUAGUGCCACGGCAGCACAGCUUCAACCAACGUAGCGCCCAUCAGCCCCUGCUGCUCUCCCGAAUGAACUCUAACGGCAGCAGUUCGGGUUGCGAUGUAUGGCACCCACUCAUCCCUAACGGAUACCUAACUCGCCAGCAUAGCUACAGUGAGCAGCUGGAAGUCCACCGUGGAGCUAUUGUCCGUCGGACAGCCUCACUCAAGCCCGACGUCCCACCCAAACCGUUGUUCAUCCCUGCUAGCUCGCCUGUCAACCAGGCAGGGAAGUUCAACUACUGAACGACAGAGAAGAAAAGCCUGUGGUUUUUCGUAAAAGGCUACUCGACCUCUCAGAAUUGAUUGUGGUCUAGAACAGUUAAAAGAUUGGACAAAAAAAAAAGUUGCCUUUAUGAGGGAACAAAAAAAAUCCUCUGGAGAUUGGCUGCCAGUGUUGUCGAUUUUACAUUUGAACUAUGACCUGUUUUUCUCUGUUUCAUGAAUAUAUUUGUACCAUAUUGGUAUUGUUCAGCUAUUGGCCAUUAGGAGAAGAGGAGUUACAGGAGUCCACCUAGAUUUAGGCUGCCACAGUGAUAAGUGUGUGUGGCUUUACGGUGUUACUUUGGACUGUCCGGACAGGUGUCACAUAUCCAAAACUCUGGACCUGAACUUUUGUCCGAACAAGUGUACACACCUUGUUUGAUAUUCUGAUCUUUCUUGCGUUGGCUUAACUAUUCUGUUGAUGUAGAGUUGAUGAACUGUGCUCAUCCCAAUUAGAAAUGUGUAUAUAUGCAUGCGUGUGUGCGUGUGCGCGCG